Messenger RNA from Solea solea (common sole), 5155 nucleotides. RefSeq lists its product as uncharacterized. Bases 449 to 1864 code for a protein of 471 amino acids. The record is from RefSeq and is a predicted model, not a curated record. The transcript has 7 exons. Lineage: Eukaryota; Metazoa; Chordata; Actinopteri; Pleuronectiformes; Soleidae. Gene Ontology annotation, molecular function: phosphotyrosine residue binding.
UGUCGGGGGGCGUGUGUUCGGUUGUUCCUCUUGCACAAUCGCUCCCAUGUUGUUGCGUCGUCUGGCAAACCUGACGUGGGGAUCAGCGGAGCAGUCAGUCAGAACGGCGACAGAGUGUGUGAGUGAGUGUGUGUGUGUGUGAGAGAGCGAGAGAGAAAGAACGAGAGAGAGAGAGAGCGCGUGAGUACACGCGUGUGUUUGAGUGUGUGUGCGAGAGAGAGAGUGACAGAGUUGCGGCUGGGCAGAUCAGAAAAGUGCCUGUGGUCUCUCUCUAUUACUCCUCCCGGCUCACUCACACUCCACAGCCGCACCAGAGUGGCGACACGCGCUCCCAAGCCCGGUCGUCUGGCCGCGGGUGACCCGAGGAUCCCACUGUGACCGGAACACGCUCGGGGCUCCGCUGGAACUAAAACUACAUUCACUGACUUGUGAGCGAUGCACUGGCAGCAUGGCCAAGUGGUUCAAGGAGCACCUCGGAUUCAAAACUACCAAAGCACCUCCUCCGGCGCCUCCGAAACCGGACUACAGACAUUGUCACACCGGUGUGCCCGGUGCGCCUGGCUUCCAGCAAACAAGCUCCGCGGCCGCCUUCCCGAGCCCCGUCCAGCCGGACAUACUCGCUGCCUACAAACUUCAGAAAGAGCUGGACUUCGAGGACCCGUACACUCCCGGUGGAAAUAUUUCGUUCGGGCAGAACUUAAACACCGUGGUGGGCUCGCCGGAUAUCAAGUAUGUGUCGCCGAAGCACCGACUCAUCAAGGUGGAAACCAUCGAGAAGAGCAGCCCGGCUCCGGGCGGCCCGGUCACCGUCACCCAGGCGGUGGCCGUGGGCAGCGUCAAGUCUCCCACCUCACCUGCUCCGGACCACGAUAACAAGGACAAGCUUAUUAUCCUUGAGGACUACGCCGACCCUUUCGAUGCUGAGCAGGCUGGGGGCACACAGACCACCACGGAAAAAGUGACGACUGAGAAUGACGGCUACAUGGAGCCAUACGAGGCUCAGAAGAUGAUGGCAGAAAUCCGAUCCGGUGGACGAGGGCCUAAAGAAGGAUCCGCGAGGCAGCUCCCUCUGUACGACACGCCAUACGAGCCGACGGAGAACGGCGGAGACACGGACCCUGAGCACCCGCGCUGCCCAAGGGAAAGUCGGCUGCCCCAGGACGACGAGCGACCCCCCGAAGAGUAUGACCAGCCCUGGGAGUGGAAGAAGGAGAGGAUUUCCAAAGCAUUUGCAGUAGAGAUUAAAGUGAUCAAGGACCUACCAUGGCCCCCUCCUGUUGGCCAACUCAACACCAGCCCUCCCCUGGUGGAGGAGCUGGAGUCUCCCUCCCAGACAGCUCAGCCCUCGCCGGGACAGACAAGCUGUGACCAGCACCACCAUGUUCAGUUUGAUGGUGUGGAGAAGUCUAGAAUGUCUCCAACCAAGGAUGGGAAAACUCGCCCGCUGCAGCGACACUCCAGCAGCUGUUUGGUCAACACUAAAAUGACAUCGCUGGACCACUGCAGCUCCUCUCUAGGGGAGCGCAUUGACCCCACCAUGCCCCUGGAAAGCCAAUUCUGGUACCACGGAGCGAUCAGCCGAACAGACGCAGAAUCUCUGCUCCGGCUGUGUAAGGAGGCCAGCUACCUGGUGAGGAACAGCGAGACCAGCAAGAACGACUACUCCCUCUCCCUCAAGAGCAGCCAGGGCUUCAUGCACAUGAAGCUGUCGCGGACAAAGGAGAACAAGUACAUCCUGGGCCAGAACAGCUGCCCCUUUGACAGCGUCCCCGAGAUCAUCCAUUUCUACUCCAGCCGCAAGCUGCCUAUCAAGGGUGCCGAACAUAUGUCCCUGCUCUAUCCUGUAGCCAUUAGGACACUAUAGUGCUACGGGCCACCUGCAGGCAUCAGACGCCAUCCACCCACCCCCUCCCCCCCCCCCACGCAGCACUCACUGGACCACCCCGGUGGCUCCUCUGCUCUUCUCCGUCCCUCUGGGCCGAGCCCCGUAGGCUCAUGGGGAAGAAGAGCGGCGGGCGUCCCAAACUGCUGAUCCUGACUCACCUCACUGGCCGACAGAAUCCAGAAUCCUGUUUCGAAGGCCUCCUGCAUACUACGUCACACUUACAGACUCAGUGUUUUGCAGAAGUCUCUUUAUUAUUUUAUUGUACUGUAUUUUAUUUUUAUGUUUUUAUUUAUAACAGUCACCCGCUUUAUCGAGUCACGGACUGAUGAACGUCAUUUCACCCUCGAGCUGAUUUCUGGCACUUAACAGUCAAAGACAAAGAAAAGGUACACCGUUGAAACACUUGUCACGCAGAUGUGCAGGACCUUCAGCAGCGGAGCGCGCUGUACCCCCCCUUUUCCUACGACAGUCGUGUGUGAGCAAGUGUGUCUGAUGGUCUCGUUUGCUUAGGCUCUGCUGUUAUUGUAAUUGUUUGUAAGGGGACUUGAAGAUUGUAAGAGCGGAGUAAAGGAAAGUGACUUUUAUGAGACGUAUUAAGGGAUAUUGUCCACAUGGGCGCCGUACAGUGGCCAGGAUAUUGAAUAAGCCGGCCUUGUAUGAGUGGUAUUUCCCCAGCUGCACAGAAACAACAGGCCUGUGAGCCGUGCCGACUGAUCUCUCUAUCUUGUCGUAGUGCGUGCUGUCUGCUAUCCAUCACUGAGUGGGUGUAUCACAUCAGUGACGGUGUAAGUACCAUAGUGGUGAGACGGGCAGAGGAGCAUGAUGGAUGGGUCGCCCCGUCCGACACAGUACAAUUGGCUGAGACACGAGACCCGAGCCUGUCCAAAUGGACCAAAUUGCCCGCGCUCCCCCCCUGCUCAGUAUGGCUUUGCAUUGGGAGAAUGAAAUAUGCCUGCAUUGUCUACCUCAGAAAAUCAAUUUCAUUCGCCCAUCUGCAGAUCAAUAGGUACAAUGGGAUUGCAGACAUCGAUCUGUCCUCGCUUCAACAUUCCCAAUUCCUUCUUUUUUUUUUAACAAUGACAUCAUUGGUUUUAGGAAUAUUUUUUUUAUUUUAAAUACAAUUAUUUCAACAUUUUUCAUAAAAAAAAAAAAAGAAACCAGAUUUUUCAAAUCCGCAAUUGUAUGUAUAGUCAGUAAUAUGAUACUCUGUGAUGUCAGUAACAAAUGUUUGGUUAAUGCCUUAUAAUGCAUGGGUCAAAUCAGUCGGCAAGAUCAGCUGAUUUUCUAAUUCCGCUUUUAUCGAUUGUUCUGUGUAACUGUAAUUAAUGCUGGGGUAAUAGUUACUGUCGUGUUAGUCCUCCGUGACGGCCCGUCGGGCACAACCAACCACCCCCCCUCCCCCUCCUUCGCCCGCAUCGUCCUGUGCCGGUGUGAUCAUGUUUUUAAAAGUCUGCUCUGGCCUCUUUUACUGUGGUGCUUUGCAUUUCUUUUGUCGCUUCAAAGUUCUAAGUGCACGUUUUCCUCGGUGGCCCCGGCUCCGGAACGACACGGGAGUCUCCCGACCGGCGGGACUGUCGAGCACACUUCUUCUCCUCUGACCAAUCACGAUGCAGCCUGCUUGAACGCCGACCUUUUAACCUGUCUCUAUCAUCUCUCUCUGUCAUCUACCCUUUACCACCAGAGGUGCAUGCGUGUGUGUGUGCGAAUGUGAGCGAGAAUGCAGGUGUCCAAGGGUGCAUGAGUAAGAUUUAUAUAUAUAUAUGCAGUUGUGCACAGACGUUCGGUCUUGUCAGUAUGUUUUUAAACCCUGCUGGUACAAACUGGUGACAGUUGUUGCUAAAGAAAUCAGAGUUCAGCCCUUUUGAGUCACUGUUUUUUGUCGGGUUGUUAUUUUUUGUUUGUUUUUUUUGCGUUGUCGCAUUCACUCAUUAACCACAUUUGAAUUUUGCAACUCACAGGAAUGGCAUGUCUGUCUUGUGGCCUGCUCUCUGCAGUUUAUUGUAUCUUAAUAUUUCAGCCCACAUCCUAUAAUAUUGACAGUAAAUCACAGCGAGAUGUCACUGCGAGACGCAAACUGUCCCCUGAAUCUUUUCACACGAGUUGCAGAAUUCUCUUGGUUUAUGGUUUUUAUGAGCAAAUCCAAUGGAAAAAUUAAAUUUUUUUUGAAAGCUGCAUCCAAACUAAAAAAAAAAAGAAAAAGAACGACUGACACCGGGAGCUUGAAGCUGAGUUUAGCGAGCAUGACUACAAAUUAUGGCUUUGACUAUAUCUACACACUGUGUUGCUAUGCAAAUAUAAACUACAGUCACUGAAGGGAAUCGUGUGCCUCCAACAAACGCUGACAUGUGAUGGUACAAAAAAUGUCCACGGAGAGGAAAUGGAAUCGGCAGAAUGACCUGAUUAGUAAAAGAAGUUUGUAGAAAGUCGGACGUGCAGAAAGUGCUCUCGUCACAUAACUAGUGUGUCAUGGGAGAGUGUGUGUGUGUGUGUGUGAUGAGGAAACCUCUACAGCUAUAGUAGGGAACAGUAUGUUGAUGCAGUGGACCUAUAUAAGAUGAUAUCCUAAGAAAGAAAGAGAAAAUGCAAAUUGAAAAUAAACUAUACGCGUGAUGUAUCCUUUAUGUUAUAAAUGUUCCCUGUUUAAGAGAUGAAAGCGUAGAGGCUCCGUAUUCAGUUACUGCUGCUCAUGAAUAUUUCUCUACAAUCGGUAGAAAGAGCCUGUGUAAAAUGGCCACGCUGCCUAGAGAGAGAGAGAGAGAGAGAGGCCUUAGUGUUGAAAGAGAAAGAGAAAGGGAAAACUGGGGGAGACGGAGAGGGGAGGGAAGUAAGGGAGAACCAGGAACACGAGGAGGGAUUUGCUGCAAUCGGCGGACGCAAUCUUCACAUUCAUAUAUUUCUAUAUUGAGAAUGUGAAAGAGCCCCUCUCCUCCCUUUAGAAGUGUCUUAAAGCACACACUUUUGUGCAUGCAUGAAACAGUGUUUGUGUGUCUGUGUGUGUGUGUGGGUGUGUGAGCGUGUGCCUGUGCACUGGUGUAAGUAGCCAUCAGCCAUUGACUUGCCCCGUGUGUGUCUCUCGUUUCACUUUGCUGAAAAGUGGUCAAGUGGCAUGUGUGCGUUUCCUCUGUGUACAUUUCCGUGCCACGUAUGUAUGCACUACUAUAACAUAUCUCUGUACAGUCCCUCAUGGCCAAAUGUAUAUACUGAAUGUAUUGUAUGGGGACAUAGAGGCAACAAGGUUCAAAAAUAAAGACAAAUUGGGUUUAUGAGUCA